This is a messenger RNA of Emiliania huxleyi CCMP1516, 1512 nucleotides long. RefSeq lists its product as hypothetical. Bases 1 to 1512 code for a protein of 503 amino acids. The record is from RefSeq and is a predicted model, not a curated record. The transcript has 7 exons. Lineage: Eukaryota; Haptophyta; Isochrysidales; Noelaerhabdaceae.
AUGCACACAUUCGACAAAAACGAGCUCAGACGGCGUGCGCGGGCCGCCGGGGCGCUCGAGACGUACUUCUCCACGCCCGACGGCGCAGAGGCGCUCACCGGCCGGCUCGGGAAGCUGGCACGAGUCACGUCGGGCCUCGGCGUCCGCGUCGGAACCACCUUCCUCGCGCUGCUCGCUGGGCUGGCGCCGCCGUCCGUCGGUCCGACGGCGCUGGAGGACGCGCUCGCGGCGUCGCCGGUGCGCGAGGCCUUCGAGGAGCUCGGCCCGACGUUUGUCAAGUUCGGCCAGGCACUCGGCUCCCGUCCCGACCUGGCUGGUGAGCGGCUCGCACUGCAGCUGCGCGCGCUGCAGGCCGAGAUGGCUCCGUUUGCCACCGCCGACGCGAGGGCCGUGAUCCAAGCCGAGUUCGGAGAGGUGCUCCGGCCGGACGCGCGCGCGGCAGUCGCCGCCGACGCCGUGCUCGCCCGGCGGGCUGCGGGCGCGCUCGAGUCGCUGCGCGUGCCUGGCGGGCGGCGGCUGGUGCGUCCGGCGCUGGUGGCUGCGGUCGACGAGUUCUUUUGUCGACUAUUCGAGGAGAUGGACUACGAGCGCGAGGCGGAAAACAUCGCCGAGUUCAACGCGGUCUACGGGCGCCGGACCGAGGCGCGGCGGCAGCUGGGCCGCGGCGGCGAGAUCGUGCUGCCCGUCGCGUACUCGCCGUGGUGCGGCGAGCGGGUGAUCGCCAUGUCUUGGGUGGACGGGUCUCCGCUGGUGCCUCCGGACAGGAGGGCGGGCGGCGGCGAGCCCUUCAAGCCGGCGGAUCUGAUCGGACUCUACCACCCUGACUCAACCUCGCUUAGCCUGCUCCAGGUGGCGCCGCCGCCGUCGCCGCUCGACGCGCUGCCGUGGGUGCGGCCACGGCCGGCUCUCGGCUACAUCGACUUCGGCCUCGUCUCGCACGUGCCUGUGCAGGUGCGCGAGGGCCUCGUCUGCGCGGUCGCGCAGCUGCUCUUCGCACGCGACACGGCGAAGGUCGCUUCCCUCUUCGGCGAGCUGAUGCUGCUGCCGCCCGCCAAGCUCGACGAGCCGGCCACGCGCGCCGCCCUCGAGGCCGCCCUCGCCCGCGCCGCGAGCAAGUUGCUCGACUACCCGCCCGGCGCAGCGCUGCCCGAGAUCCGCUUCGAUGCCCUGGUGGGCGAGGUUGCCGCGAUCGCGCCUGCCUUCGAGUUCGAGCUGCCGCCAUACUUCCUCAACAACGCGCGCGCGCUGGCGAGCCUGGAGGGCCUCGCGCGCGCGGCGGACCCGACCUUCUCCAUCGUCGAGUCCAUCUACCCUUUCGCCCUCACCACUAUCCUCGCCGGAGACGCAUCGCCGCUCAUGCGCCGCACGCUCGACGACUUGGCGACCGACCCCGCGACGGGCCGCGUCUCCGUCCGAAAGCUACGCAGCCUCGUCGACCAGCUCGCGGCGCUCUCGCGCAAGCCACGCCUCGCCGUCACGCUCGACGUGCGCGAAAACAUAGUGUCACACUGA